Messenger RNA from Racocetra fulgida, 136 nucleotides. Lineage: Eukaryota; Fungi; Glomeromycota; Glomeromycetes; Diversisporales; Gigasporaceae. The record is from the annotation of a GenBank genome assembly.
CUCGUGAUUUUGUGAAAUUAUUAGACUCGAAAAUAAAAAUCGCCGCAAUGCUUCAGUCUAAACAAAGACUUUCGGCCAGACGGGAUAUCCGAGACUUCCUGACCUGGUUUCGCCGGAAAUCCGAAACUUCCGAAAC